Colletotrichum fioriniae is the source of this 1170-nucleotide messenger RNA. RefSeq lists its product as uncharacterized. The record is from RefSeq and is a predicted model, not a curated record. Lineage: Eukaryota; Fungi; Ascomycota; Sordariomycetes; Glomerellales; Glomerellaceae.
AUGGGCAGUUUGAGUCUUAAACGCGCUUCGGUACCUGAGCAGGCCGCAAAACGCCCGGCCCCGCACCGCGUCGUGUCCGUAAAACCCACCUCACGCCGGACCACAAUCGGGCCAGGACCGGACGGAGACGAAGAGAUGGGAACGCCGGGUACAACUCGGGCUUCGUCGCCACCUCAAGUGACGUCGAUCGGAGCGCAUCUCUCUGGUCCGCCAACAAGCACCAAUCUCGAUUCUGCCGCCGACACCGCGCCCUUUGCCCUUGCCCGGUUCGAGUUCGAAGCAGGCAAGGGUAAUGAGGGCACCAAGGUCCUAAUGGUGGAAUGGGAUCCCUCGAUAUCUCCGUCUUCCUCUUCUCCGGCAUCCGAACUCUCACCUACGCCAGGCAAGGCAUGGGAAGUUUCGUGGGAAGGCAAGGCAAACCAUCUUCCAGCAAGCGACAAUGUUAAAGGAACGCAUGAACGGAUGUACUUCUUGCUUCCACCCGGUGCCACUGUUCCUUCCACCAUUGCCAUUAUUCAUCCUGACGGUACAACCUUCACCAUCAAACCCCUUCCCGCCAUCUUCCCGCCAGGCCUAAGUGCCAGUGGAUUUGAUACUGGAACACGUGGGGUUCUUCACACCAUCUGGGCCAAGAAAAGAAUUCGUGAACUUCAAGAAGAAAUCGAGGCCGAGAAGAUGACAAACACCGAAAGCGUCGGCUUAGAAAUGGUGCUUCAGGAGCAGCAAUGGGUCGUCGAUCAUUUUGGUAUUGCUCCAAAUACCAACAACAUCGUCGAAGGCCGGAUGAUGUCCGCACCAGAAACUUUACCAAGCCCCAUCUCUCCUCACCUCCUAACCAGUGGCCGACUGGGAGAGAAGCUGAAGGGACUGAAGCUCGCGACUUCUGCAGCAGAUUUGAUUGCUGGUUCGGCUGACAAGAACGCGCAUCUUCAGCCCAUAUCUUUCUCACCCGCCCCCACUGGUAUGGCUUUUCACUCCUUCUCGUACCCUGCGCGGGAGACGACGACUGGCAACUUGUCCCUAGGAGGUUCGGCAUCAUUGGACGCCAUGCUCGCAGGGGGCGGCCUUCAUCCGAGACAGCAAGACCAGGAUCAGGAGGAAGAACUUUUUGCACUCCCGAUGAGCCCUCGCAGUCCUGAAAUGAAACGAAGUCCCUUUAGCUUCGCCUGA